ACGGGGAAAGUUAUAAAUGAAUGCAACAACAUCUCUAUGCUGUGUGUCGAGCUGACUGUCUCUGCGAAGAAAACGGUUUUUGUUAGGUUUGAGCAGUUUGAAUAAGUAUGAGUUUUGACGUGCUGAAGGAGAAUCAGGGAGCUGUACGGAUGAACGGCAAUUCUGAAUCCGAUUGUGACAUUUUCAUGUUGGAUCAGCCGACCGGCAGACCCUCGAUUUUGCGGCAGUCGCAGGCUGACAACAUCAACAGGACUGCACAUAGAGCACCAAAGGUUUGUUUUCAAACUCCACGACGAGAUCCAGUUACAAAGAAGAUCAUGUCCCCAAGCCGCACCAGUAGGCCGAUCAGCCAGGAAGAUCACAAAAAUGCACUGGAGACUCUCACAGGCCUUUCUGACCAGAAUUCAGUGAUGAAUACCACUCACACCACACCAAUUGACAUAGAAUGUAACAGUGUAGCCUUCCCUGAUGAUGACAUGCCUGUUCAGAGCAGAGGGGCCUAUUCGUUUAAUCUUGACAAUGUUGAUGCUAUCAAUCCUUUCCAGGGCUCCAAUAAAAUGGCAAAUUCCCCACCUAAAUCUUCUGCUUUUACUGAGGGGCAGACAUCAGAGCUUGUAGAGUCGAACACAACCAUAGCCCAUGUUUCUGCACCACAGGCUGAUGUUUCAGAGGUGAUUGACACUGCAUCUGAUGAAGCUUUCCCAUUUGUCCCAUCAGUGGAGAAUUCCCUUGCAGAAUGCUCUGCCAACAUCUCCUCAACAGAGGGCACCAUAGCCCCUGUUUCUGCACCCCAGGCUGAAGUUCCAGAAGUGACUGAAAGUGCACUUGAUGAGACUCUCCCAUUUGUGCCAUCAGUGGAGAAUUCCCUUGCAGAAUGCUCUGCCAACCUCUCUUCAGCAGAGGGCACAGUCAUCCUCAAGACUGAGAAUAUUGAAAACAGCACCAAUGACACUGAGGAAACUGAGAUUACUGACCCAGUGGCAGAGUCACAGCAGAUUCCUGUUAUUAAGGAUCACCCCGAGACACAGGACUUGCCACUACCUUCUGCAGGAUCUUACAAGUUGGACUUUGACAACCUUGAAAUGCUCAACCCAUUCCAAACUGGUGGGUCAAAGAUCCCAAACUCUCCUCCAACCAAGACAUCCGCAGUUUUUGUCCCACCCAUGCCAAGCCAAGAAGCCGAACAAGAGGUCUCAGUCCAGACAGAUAUGCCAGCAUCCUCCGAUCCCUCCAUAAAACCUCAGGAAAGCUCCACUGCAACAGAGAGUUCCUCAUCUCUGACAGCCCCGAAGGAGAGCCAGAUGCUAUUAGAGUUUAAUUUUGAUGAUGGAGCUGAAGUUAAACGCAAACCUCCUCCAAAACGCCUUGGGGUCAAAAGACCUGUUGGUGCAAAACCUGUGACCAAAAAAACAGAUGCCCCAGUCACGGAGAAAAAAGAUGUAGAACCCAAGCAGAUGUCUCCUACAAACCCAGAGGAGACCCAACCUGUGGACAUUCCUUCUGAUAAAGGUUCUUACACUUUUGAUUUUGACCAAUUUGAUAACCCGAACUUUAACCCCUUUGGCACAAAGGCCAUGAUGGGCAACUCUCCACCACGUGGGGUCCAGACCAGUCCAGUUUUGAAGAAAGCACAGUCUCCUGUUAAGCAACUUGAGACACUUCCUGCGCAGGAUGACCAACCUGAGCAACGGUCUCCCCAGGCAGUUUCUGAAAGCAAUGAAAACGUGGUAGAAAUGGAUCUUCCUGCGACUAAAGGGAUGACAGAAGGUGUAGAGUCUUCAUUGGCUGUAUCUCACACUGACAAACCCCAGAAGCCAACGGUGCCAGAACCAGAUUUCAUGGCAGUACCAGAAUCUAUUGCAGAUAUUCAAAACCAGACCUGUGAUCUUGGUGUGGCAGCAUCAAAUGAAGAUGAAUUUGUGCCUGGUGCAUUGUUCAUGCCAGGAGGAGAUUUUGAUGGCCAGAUUGACUAUCUGGAGCAGUUUGGAUCGAGCAAUUUCAAAGAGUCUGCUUUGAGGAAGCAGUCCCUAUAUUUGAAGUUUGACCCGCUGUUGAAGGAGAGUCCUAAGAAAAAUGGAGGGGAGGGCAGUAAUUUUGGAUUCUGCAUGCCAAGACACUCUCUUGCCAUCAGGAUGAUGGAGGCUGCGAAGUCUGAAGUGAAGCAGAAGUCUCAAUAUGACAGCAUGAAACUGUUGGAUGAUCUGCCUCCACUAGUUGUGGAAACUGUGGUGCCAGAUCCAACUGUUUUGGACCUGCUCGUACCUGCCUUGAAACCACCAGUGAGAACUGAGGACUCCAUCAUAGAGGUUUUGAAGUACAGUCAGAAAGACAUGGAUGCCGCGCUACAGAAAGCAGACAGACAGUCGGAGGAACGGCAACAAGAGCUGAAGUCUCAGAUUGAGAAAUUGCAACUAGAGAAUCAGCACAUGUUGUUUAUAAUGUCAGAAUUUGAGACCACCAUCACUCAAAUCACCGAUGAGCACAAACAGAAGGAGGCAUUGGCUAAAAUAGAGAUGGAGCGAGUUCUUGAGGAAAAAGAUCAGCUGUCCAAAGAUUUGAAUGAGUUGGAGAGAUCGUUCUCCUCCGUCGUCAAACGCCUUGACAGAUGCAAGGAAGUUAUUGAGGGAUUCAAAAAGAAUGAGGAGACCCUGAAGCAAUAUGCUAAGAACUGCAUGGACAGACUGCAGAAAGAGGAAAAGCGUUAUCAAGCUCUUAAGGCCCACGCUGAGGAGAAACUAGAACAAGCAAAUAAAGCCAUAGCCGAAGUCCGCACUAAACAAGGUGCAGAGGUGGCGGCUCUGCAGGUACAGCUCAAGAGAGAACAGCUGAAGGUUCAGUCCCUAGAAAAGGAUCUGGAACAAAAGGCUAAAGAAGUCAAAGAUGUCACAGAACUGUGUGAUGAGCUGCUGCUUAAAGUGCAAAAGCAUGGUUUUUAAUGCUUUUCCCUCCUUUUUGUGUUCAUUAUUUGUGUUUGUUCGUUAUUUGUAUUUGUUCAAAACAAUUUUAAUAAAGUAUUAAAGUAUAAA
Messenger RNA from Danio aesculapii, 3026 nucleotides. RefSeq names its product transforming, acidic coiled-coil containing protein 3 (gene tacc3). Gene Ontology annotation, biological process: mitotic spindle organization; cell population proliferation; cerebral cortex development. NCBI's taxonomy places the organism in Eukaryota, Metazoa, Chordata, Actinopteri, Cypriniformes, Danionidae. The record is from RefSeq and is a predicted model, not a curated record. Gene Ontology annotation, cellular component: cytoplasm. The transcript has 16 exons. Bases 108 to 2936 code for a protein of 942 amino acids.